GGCCCAGCGGUGGAGGGACCUGCUGCCGGCCUGGUCAUGCUUGCGGGCACAGAGCGUCUGCUCUGGCUCCUGCUUCUGUCGCUGCUGCUGCCGCCCCCGAGUGCGUGGGGACACGGCGGCCAGGCAAGGCCGAGGGAGGGAACCGAGGAGGCAGGCUCGGCCGGGGCUUGGCUGGCCUUCCAGGGCCUGCGGGAACGACUGCGGGCCGCCGGCGCGCUCUCCAGACGCUACUGGGCUCUCUUCAGCUGCCGCGUGUGGCCUGAGGGCUGUGGGAAGGAUGAGGAGGCGUCGGCGCGGCCCCCGGGCUGGAGCUUUGCUCUGCUGGGCCAGCAGUACCUGGAUAUCUUGAGCACGUGGUCCUGCAGCUUCUGGGACUGCUGCGACAGAGGGGACUGCAGGAUCAUCAACAACUUCACAGGCCUCGAGGCGGACCUGCGCGUGCGCCUGCACGGCCAGCACCUGGCCCAGGAGCUGGUCCUGACGGCGGUGAGGGGCUACUUAGAGAGGCCCCGGCCGGACAAGGCCCUGGCUCUGUCGUUCCACGGCUGGUCUGGCACAGGCAAGAACUUCGUGGCGCGGAUGCUGGCAGAAAACCUGUACCAGGACGGGCUGAGGAGCGACUGUGUCAAGGUGUUCAUCUCCACGUUGCACUUCCCUCACCCCAAGAAUGUGGACCUGUACGAGGAGGAGCUGACGGACAAGAUCAGGAAGACGCAGGAGCACUGUCGCCAGACCCUGUUCAUUCUAGACGAGGCUGAGAAGCUGCACCCAGGACUGCUGGAGGCCCUCAGGCCACACCUGGAACGCCAGGCCCCCAGCAACCGCAGAGCCGAGUCCAAGAGAACCAUCUUUCUUUUUCUCAGUAACCUUGGGGGCAAUAUCAUCAACGAGGUGGUCCUGAACCUGCUUAAGGCUGGGCAGUCCCGGGAAGAAGUCAGGGUGGAACACUUGGAGUCCCGCCUCCAAGCUGAGAUUGUGGCAGCCACAGACAGUGGCUUUGGGCACAGCCGUCUCGUGAAGGAAAACCUGAUUGACCUCUUCAUCCCCUUCCUGCCACUGGAGUUCCGUCACGUGAGGCUGUGCGCACGCGACGCUUUCCUGAGCCAGGACCUCCUGUAUACAGAAGAGGCCCUCGAUGAAAUUGCUAGGAUGAUGGUGUACGUCCCCAAGGAGGAACAGCUCUUCUCAUCUCAGGGAUGCAAAUCUAUCUCCCAGAGAAUUAGCUACGUCCUGCCUGAGGGCUAGAUGAAAACUUCCCGAAGCUGCCUUCCUUCCUCUAAUGGACCCUGGGCUGUCGUGGCAGCACACUGUCCAGGACAUAAGGGGUUGGAAGGGCAGGCUAGCAACCGGCAGUCACGAGCACACAAGCGGUGUGUAGAGGGGAGGCCUUAGAUCAGAGAUAGAGCCAAUGCUUAAGAUCACGUGGUGCCUUAAAGAGCCACAUUCCGAAAUGUGAGCCAGCUGGUUGGGGGAGGUCAUGCGGGAGAGACAUCCCAAGGAUUUAUUAGCAUCUGCCUGCAGAUGCCUGGCCUUGGUGUUGGGGCUGAGGCUACAGUAUGCUCAGUGACAGAGAAGGGGAAGACUAACUUCUGCUUACCAGUGGCAGGGGCUGACCUCAUGUUUGCAGGCUGGUGGGUGAGCUUUCAAGUUGUUAUUCCCAGAGGAAGGCUGAGCAGCUUCUAUCUGUGAGCUCAGGCCAGAGCUCAGAAUAAAGGACACAGGGGAAGUUUUUUUUUUUUUUUAAUCAGUAUAGGUGAAGAUUUCUUCUGCUCUGCAGAUUUUUAAGACUUAAAUU
Budorcas taxicolor (takin) is the source of this 1795-nucleotide messenger RNA. It is a transcript of the gene TOR3A, whose product is annotated as torsin family 3 member A. The record is from RefSeq and is a predicted model, not a curated record. Gene Ontology annotation, molecular function: ATP hydrolysis activity; ATP binding. Gene Ontology annotation, cellular component: nuclear envelope; endoplasmic reticulum lumen. The transcript has 6 exons. The coding region runs from base 37 to 1245 and encodes 402 amino acids. Lineage: Eukaryota; Metazoa; Chordata; Mammalia; Artiodactyla; Bovidae.